GCAGAACGAAGGGUGUGAAGCUGUACGCUUUUUUAACUGUGUGAAGGAGAUUGAGUGAUUGUAUGGAGACAUCAGAUAUGGGUUUGAAUGUUGCAAGCUAAAAGAAGUUGCGAUAAGAUAAACAAAAACAUAUCCCUCUGUAUGGAUAUCGCGGUAUCGUUACGUUAAAGUUGGAUUUUUUUUUUAUCGCCCCUUACAAGGACAAAAUAAACAAAGAGGAACAUAUGAUUGGCCCAAUGCGCACUCUGUUUCUGCAUACACACUUUGCUUGUGUAGGUGUGUGGGUUUUGACGUUUCCCCGAACAGGGUGACUCACCGCGGUGCUGCUGCCGGCAGUUACGACGAUUACAGCGUGCGCGCGCUAUCGCCGUUCGAUUAGUUGAGCCAAAAGUUGAAAAAACAAAUCAAGUGUAAAAUAAUAGCAACAAAAAACACACUUUUUUGUACCUAAAACACCGUUUCAAUGUUGAAAAAGUGUAUCAUGCAGUGUGCUACUUAUUUUUUUUUGCAACAGUGAGUCACGUUCCUGCAGUAGUACCAUCGCAGGUUUACGUUCCGUUCUCACGGCCGUUAAAUGGUUGCACAAACACCGUUGGUCUGUUUUUGAACUUCCUGGGCUCCUGCUGGAUGGACAAUGUUUGCGGAGCGUUUGUUAUCGUACAUGUUAACACUCUAAACAGCAACAAAACAUGUAGAGUCGAUUUCGAACCGAGCGACCGAAACCCGACCCUGAGGAGCAGCCAGGCAGGUGUCUUUACACAUUUGCAAACGAAAUGCUACACAACGCUUGAAGGAAGAUAACGAACAUCCGAAGGUCCGCAGACGCAUCUCGCUCGUCACGCGUCACUUGCUGACCAGUUGCUGCUACUCACACACACACACGCUGGAUGGUGUUGGCGAGCGACUUAGUAUAACCGGGAACCGAGCACGAGCUGCAAUGCUUCCAUCGAACGGAUCCGAACCGGCCGGGCCCGUUGGCCAGAAUGAGGCCAAACUGUUGGCGAUCGUAGUGCUCGGGUUCGGCAGCUUCCUGUGCGGCGUGCUGCCGAUCUACAUAUCCCAGCGCAACCGGCAACGCUACCCGGGCACGCUCUCCUUUCUGCUCUGUCUCGGGGCGGGCGUCCUGCUGGCCACCGCCAUCGUGCACAUGCUGCCGGAGAUACGCGAAGCGCUCGGCGAGUACGCGGAGAUUGUGUUUUGCAGUGGCUUUUUCCUCAUGUACGCCAUCGACGAGCUGGUAGAGUUUUGCGGCAUCGCUGGACACGAUCAUGGCGAGGACGGAGAGGGUGAGCGGCGGGCGGAACAGGAGGGGCGUUAUGGGGACGACUCGGACGCGGCAAGCACCUCGAGCCGCCGGGAGCGGCGGUACGGUGCGAACGAGGAAACGAAAUCGCUUCUCGGCAGCGGCAAUGACUCCGAAGUGACCGCCUCCCGACGAUCGCUGGAAAGUGUGGUGGGGUUGGGCGGCAAUCUAUCCCGCCGCUCGUCGCUGAAUGGACCGCCGCCCGCGGGAAGAGGACAACGAUCGGCACAAAGUGCUGCCGAGCUGCAGCUGACCGGUGUGUUCGGGCUGCUGCUAGCGCUGUGCAUGCACUCGCUGCUCGAAGGGCUAGCGAUCGGGGUGCAGAACUCGGGGCCGAAGGUGUUGCUGCUGCUCGGUGCCGUCAGUGCGCACAAGUUCGUGGUUGGGUUUGCGCUUGGCGUGCAGCUGGUCGCGAACGGUGCGCGGGAGCGCUGCUCCCACGUGCUGCAGGUGCUAACGUUUUCGCUCGGCUCGGUGGCCGGCAUCGGCAUCGGCAUGGGGCUGGAUGGGCUGAACGAAACGCUUACCACGCUCAUCAUGCCGGUGCUGCAGGGAUUGGCGGGCGGCACGCUGCUGUACGUCACCGUUAGUGAGGUGUUGCCGCGCGAACGGGCGAAACGACGGUGGCACACGCGGGCCAUGGGACCGGGCCAGUUUGGGGCCGUUGUGGUGGGCUUUUCGCUCAUGUCCGCGUUAAGCUUGGUGUUGAGCGAUGAGUAGAGUAGGGCGUCCCUGCUCAUCGUCUGCCCGUUAUCGUAUGAUCGUAGUUCCUGGUGGUGGCGGACACUCUACAAGCUGGGCGAACGAACACAAAUGCGCGAUGCUCAGAGUAUAUCUCGGAUCGGUCACCGGCUGUGCCAAAAAUGUUUUAAUACUAGGAUUUUUAUGUUAAAUUUUACAAUCGAAUAGAGAAGUUGAGACGAUGUAGUUAUAUAGUAGCUGAUGUACAAAUGGAAGGCAAUGGCGUUAGUAUUACCAGAAAGUGUGUAGUUUUGUGAGUUUUUGCAGGGAGGUAGGUAGCAACUUUGGAUAGCUUUUAAUCGUACAAGCAAUAAAAAGAACAAAAGCUGCCAUUUUACACUUUUA
Messenger RNA from Anopheles gambiae (African malaria mosquito), 2389 nucleotides. It is a transcript of the gene Zip88E, whose product is annotated as zinc transporter ZIP3. The transcript has 3 exons. Lineage: Eukaryota; Metazoa; Arthropoda; Insecta; Diptera; Culicidae. Gene Ontology annotation, molecular function: zinc ion transmembrane transporter activity. The record is from RefSeq and is a predicted model, not a curated record. Gene Ontology annotation, cellular component: plasma membrane. Gene Ontology annotation, biological process: zinc ion transmembrane transport. The coding region runs from base 938 to 2023 and encodes 361 amino acids.